AGCUUGCAGUUCCUUUUUUACAGAACUUCAAGCUUUUUUUUAUAAACAAUUAUAAAAAAAAAUAUUCAUUAUACGAAAUAUAAACUGCACAUUACAUUAUCUUUACAUUUUUAGUAUUUUUAGCACUGUUAUUAUUCUCAUUUUCAUUACAACAAAAUCGAAAUCAAACAAAAAAAUCGGCGAAAAUGCAGGCGCUAUCUCCGUCACCAACCACCACCGGUACACCAAACCCACUCCGAACUCGUCAACCCACCACCACAACAACCCGACUCAGUUUCCACCCGAGUCAACUCACUAUCCGAUGCUCCGCCUUCGGUCGAAACGGCGCCGUUUCCGGCACACGUGCCGACUGGCAAAGCUCAUGUGCAAUACUCGCUUCUAAAGUCCUCUCCUCCCAACAAACUCCGGCCGCCGGAGACGGCGGCGCCGGCGAAAAACCCGACGAAAUCACCACCGUGAACGGCCACAAAACCCUAAAUCUCCUCCCAAUUGUCUCAACCGCCGCCGCAACAGCCGCCGCAACAACCACCAACAACCUCCCGAAACCACUUUCUCUCUCCACCGACUUCUCCCCUGCUCCAAUGCACGGCUCCACUCUUCGCGUCGCUUACCAAGGCGUUCCCGGCGCGUACUCCGAAGCCGCCGCCGGAAAAGCCUACCCUGGUUGCGAGGCCAUCCCUUGCGAUCAAUUCGAGGUCGCGUUUCAAGCGGUCGAGCUUUGGAUCGCCGAUCGUGCUGUUCUUCCGGUGGAGAACUCUCUCGGUGGUUCGAUUCAUCGGAAUUACGAUCUUUUGCUCCGGCAUCGGUUGCAUAUUGUUGGCGAGGUUCAGCUUCCAGUGCACCAUUGCUUGUUGGCGUUGCCUGGGGUUCGGAAGGAGUAUCUCACGCGCGUUAUUUCGCACCCUCAAGCGCUUGCUCAGUGUGAACAUACGUUGACCAAGUUAGGGUUGAAUGUUACUAGAGAAGCUGUUGAUGAUACUGCUGGUGCUGCUGAGUAUGUUGCUACCCAGAGUUUGAGGGAUACUGCCGCUAUCGCCUCCGCACGCGCUGCCGAUCUUUACGGCUUGCAGAUAUUGGCUGAUGGUAUACAAGAUGACUCUGGAAAUGUGACCCGGUUUGUUAUGUUAGCCCGGGAGCCGAUUAUUCCCCGAACCGACCGGCCUUUUAAAACAAGUAUUGUGUUUGCAACCCAUGACAACGGGGAGGGUAAGGGAACCUCAUCCUUAUUCAAGGUUCUUUCGGCGUUUGCCUUUAGGAACAUUAGCCUAACAAAGAUUGAGAGCCGGCCCCACCGCCACCGGCCUAUUAGGCUCGUGGACGAUGCCAAUGUGGGGACGGCUAAGCAUUUUGAGUACAUGUUCUACGUUGACUUCGAGGCGUCUAUGGCCGAGCCAAGAGCUCAAAAUGCCCUAGCUGAGGUUCAGGAAUUCACUUCAUUCUUAAGGGUUUUGGGGAGUUAUCCUAUGGAUAUGUCACCGUGGUCGCCGUCGCGUUCGGAUGAUCAAUAAUGAUUAUGGUAAUAUAAACAAUAAUUAGUGCUUUUGUGUUCAUAAUCUUUCUUCAUCCGCCACAAGAUGGGAGAGGAUGAAAGAAUUAUGUAAGAAGAGAGAAACGAAAACUGUUUAUUUUGUUUAAUUUUGUCCUUGAAAACAGGAUUAUUUUAUUUAUUUAGAUAUAAAUAGAUUAUUUAGAAUUGUUUAUAUUUUUAAUUUCUUGGAAUUAUUUUAAUUCCUUGGUGAAAAGGAUGGAGUAGUGGUGGACCAGUUGAUGAUGGUGGAAAUGGUUGGUGAGACUAAGAAAUGUACAUUUAGAAGAUGGUGAUUGUGAUCACGAUGUACCACGUUCUUUUUUAAAUAUGUUUUUUUUUUUUUUUCACUUUUCUUUUUUGAAAUUAUAUAAGUAUGUAAAUAUAUUUUUGAUUUAUGACCCACAAAAUCUCAUAUUCUCAUUUCAA
Molecule: messenger RNA, 1954 nt
Organism: Chenopodium quinoa (quinoa)
Lineage: Eukaryota; Viridiplantae; Streptophyta; Magnoliopsida; Caryophyllales; Amaranthaceae
Product: arogenate dehydratase/prephenate dehydratase 6, chloroplastic-like
Exons: 2
Coding region: 186-1508 (440 amino acids)
Biological process (GO): L-phenylalanine biosynthetic process
Cellular component (GO): chloroplast; cytoplasm
Molecular function (GO): prephenate dehydratase activity; arogenate dehydratase activity
Source: RefSeq, a predicted model, not a curated record